This is a messenger RNA of Salvia splendens (bonfire salvia), 993 nucleotides long. RefSeq names its product ribonuclease P protein subunit p29. Gene Ontology annotation, cellular component: ribonuclease P complex; ribonuclease MRP complex. The record is from RefSeq and is a predicted model, not a curated record. Gene Ontology annotation, biological process: tRNA 5'-leader removal; rRNA processing. Lineage: Eukaryota; Viridiplantae; Streptophyta; Magnoliopsida; Lamiales; Lamiaceae. Gene Ontology annotation, molecular function: ribonuclease P RNA binding. The coding region runs from base 35 to 319 and encodes 94 amino acids. The transcript has 3 exons.
UUUCAUCUUUUAGUAAUGCUUUAUCUCAUAAUGUAUGCAAGGUUGUAUUCUUGAAUGCAGGAGAGAACAGUUGGCUCAGUGCUUCCUUAAUGUCGACCUACACGGUGCAAUCAUUUUAGUUGUUCAGUGUAAAACUGCUGCCUACGUUGGGUUACAUGGCAUCAUGGUUCGAGAAACUAAAGAAACAUUUGGAAUUGUUACGCAGGACAGCAAAUUCGAAGUGGUGCCCAAAAAGUUAUCUGUUUUUAUGCUCGAAGCUAAUCACUGGAAGAUUACAUUGAAUGGAGAUAAACUUGUAUCCAGAAACUUGGUCCCAUAAUUUUUGCUAUGAGUGAGUUCUCCACUUUAAUGUUUUUGAGUAAAUAUCAGUUAGAGCCUCAAUACUUAGGUUGAACACCUAAUAUCAGUUCGAAUGCCAACAGCUGGCAGAAGAAGCCGACAUGCUUGAUAAUUUGGCGAAUACCGAUAUAUAGGACACGACAUGCUUGAUAAUUUUAGAAAUUUUUGGUGAGAAUUUUCUCUACCUCCUGGUCUUGGAGGCAUUCGAACUAGAUGCUAUUGAGCUCACGCUCAGAUUCGUAGAAGUACGUUCUACUUCAACACCAUUAGCUCCACAACCAUCGACAAUUUCAGUAUCAUUACCCACGAUUGGUCGACCAUGUUCCCGGAUCAGCUCCUCGAAUUAAGAAGAAAAAGUUACUCGUCCACGACACAUGUGGAUGUGGUCGACCGAUAUGAACUGGACAACAUCCUCGUCAUCGUUGUCAUAAUGUCAUCAUUACAUUCAGUAUGUAGAAGACAAUCUUUCAAGCUUUGAGGUGUCUGGGCUUUCUGCUGCUCCAGCCAAGUUCUCCUGACCCUGAUUGGCGGCCGAUCCGUCGUGUUCUCCCCUGCUGUAGCCAAGUUAUAAAACUGAUCCAGUAGAUAUAAUUCUGUUAUUUUUCUUACUUCAUGCAAUUGUUUAUUUCAAAGAAUUUUGGUGAGUAAUUUUUC